Corvus hawaiiensis (hawaiian crow) is the source of this 1918-nucleotide messenger RNA. It is a transcript of the gene DNAJC12, whose product is annotated as DnaJ heat shock protein family (Hsp40) member C12. The coding region runs from base 194 to 895 and encodes 233 amino acids. The record is from RefSeq and is a predicted model, not a curated record. The transcript has 6 exons. Gene Ontology annotation, cellular component: cytoplasm. NCBI's taxonomy places the organism in Eukaryota, Metazoa, Chordata, Aves, Passeriformes, Corvidae.
GGCUUCGCAAUGGCGGCGUGAAGACCCUGAGGAAACGCUGAGGGGCGCGACCGGCCCGGCCCGGCCCGGCCGCCCGGAGUUGCCCCCGUGCCCUCCCUUCCCGUACCUGCCGCGUGCCGCUCACAGCCCGCCCGCUGCGGAGCGCUGACGGCGCGCGGCUCCUCUGCGCUCCCCGGCCGGCGGCUCCCGGCAAAUGGCGGCUCCGGUGUUCGCUCCUCGCCAGCCGCGUGAGAAGCCCUCAGGGCUCGCUCUCCGUCAGGCCUCCGUUGCCGGCUGGAAAAAGCCCGCUGGACCGGUGCCGAUGGAUGCGAUCCUGAACUGCAACCCGGAGGACCUGGAGGAUUACUACAACUUGCUGGGAUGCGAUGAGCUAGCGACGGUUGAACAAAUUCUUGCAGAAUAUAAGAUUAAAGCCCUUGAAUGUCAUCCUGACAAGCAUCCUGGAAACCCCAAAGCAGUGGAGAAUUUCCAGAAGCUGCAGCAAGCCAAGGAGACUCUCACUAAUGAAGAAAGCCGGGCACGCUAUGAUUACUGGCGCCGAAGCAAAGUCACCAUCCCCUUCCAGCAGUGGGAGGCCCUGAGCAGCUCUGUGAAAACGUCAAUGCACUGGGCUGUCCAAGGUAAGAAGGACCAAAUGCUGGAAGCUCCUGACUUUGGUAAUACCAACAACAUAACUAAUGAGAUGUGGACCCAACAGACUGAAAACAAUGAAGAUGGAUUGUUGGAAGGGAGCAGGGAGCAAGAAGAUGUUGCAAUUCCUGAUGUGAAACCACAGUCUUCAAAGAAUCCAGAGUCCCCAAGGUUUUCAGAGGGGAAUUACUGGCACUUGCGUUUCCGCUGGUCGGGUGAUGCUCCAUCAGACCUCCUGAGGAAAUUCAGAAACUAUGAGAUCUAAAACGAGAAACACACAAGAGCAUGAGAUCAUCUGUUCAACAGUUCAGUAUUUUUUUUUGCUAGCAGUUAUAAGUUAUUUGUAUUUUGUAUUUUUUGAUUGUAGUGUGUUGUUCCAGUCAAUGUCUAAAUACUGAUUUAUCACACAUGCUGUGAGCAUUACAGAUGGAAGUUUUUCUGUUUAAUAAGCAAAGCCCUUUUCAGUAUUAACAUAAAGUGAUUUUGUGAAAUUAUUUAACAUCUUAUAUAUUGUUUCCUGUAUUCUCAAAUAUUUUGUAGUGAUUAAUAUUUCUCUCAAUAGUGUGAUGUUAUAAAAAAUAUACUCUCAGUAGAACCCUGGACUCCAGGGUAUCCUAUUCAGCAAGGAUCUUUCAAAAGCUGUAUGACAAUGAACUGUAAACAGAACUGUGCUUAUCUCUCAACACUGUGUUCUGCUUCACUUCUCCAUUGCAUUGUACUCACUGCAGUGAUUUAUAAUGUACUCAUUACAAACUUAACUUGUAGGAGAAUUGUGAUCUUAUGCUAUAGAUGAAAUAAGAAGGUUAUUUGUGAAGAAGGAUCUGUGACAGAUCAAGCGCUCCUUAAAAUCACUUGUUUACUACCUUAACAAGAACACUUUUUGCACCAGCUAUUUAUUUUGUAAGGCAGUUCCAGAACUUUACUUCUCCAGAUAGCAAUUUUUGUUUUAAGAUGUAUUGGUGGAAAACUGAUCCCCUGUGUAUGUGUGCCAGCAUUUUCCUGUGGCUUCAUAGUAAUUUCCCUCCUUGCUCAGGUGUGCUAGACAUGGUUUUAUCAGGGUUUUGUACAGGGAGGAAUGAAAAAUAAGACUAGUCAGCACUAAUGUGUACAAAAUCUCAUAUGAAAAGUUUUUGAUACCUUGGGCAACUUUUCAAAUUCCACAUUGUUGUUUAUUUGUGUUUGUUUUCUUCUUUGCAAACAUGGCUAAUAUGUCAGGUAAUUGACAGUGUGGUUUUGUGCAGGCAGAUAAUUCCAUCAGCAGCAAAUAAAACUGCAUGCAUACAGAAAA